AUGUUGGACCCGUCACCUAGUGACGGAGGCAGCCUCUCUAGCGCGCUGUCCUCACCCAAAUCCGAUAUCGAAAACCCCGCCGAAGUCGACGACCAAGUGCCGUGUAUCGGCAAAGGAAAGGGAAAAAUGGAGGAGACAUCGGGUGCCGAGGAACUGGACACAGAUGGCGAUGGCGAUGGCGAUGAGGAGAGCAGGCUGAGGUUUCUCACCACUGUUCGCGACCAGGAUGACAUUGAACGCGAUAUCGGCCGUCAAGCCGAUAAAAUGCUCACGGAGCAAGCUGACGAGCGCGACAACAAGCGUCUGCAGAAAGCUUUGACCGAGAAGCAGCGCUGCACCACCCAACUGAGGAAGCUGGAAGAGCGCCUUGCCGGUCCUGGCGGAUCCACCAUCAAAAAUAAGAUCAGGAAGGAUGUUGCCGACAUGGAGAGUCGCAUCGAGACAUUGACUUCCGAUGUCCAGCAAAUCGAAAACCGCAUCGCCGAGAGGCACCAUCAUGGCAACGCCGACGACCUAUUAGAGGUUGGUGGUAAUCGUCAACAACCGAACGAGAGUCGUCGAGACUUUCUGAUACGCACCGGCAAGAUCACUCCGUUCUCGAGAAUGGCUCGCCCUCCGAAGAAAACUGCUGAAAAUGUGAGCGACGUGCUUCUUGAUGCUGAGCUGGGUGAAGAUGAAGAUGAACAAGAAGAAGAGGAUUUCGACGCUUCGUUCGCCCCCGAGGGUUCCGUGUCUCAUCGCAAUUUGAAGAGACCUGGUUUUGCCGAAGAGAUGAGCGAGACUGGUUCCACCAUCUCCGAGGAGGACGCACGAUCUGCGAAACGCCGCAAAGUCAAGACCACAGACGAGGAUGAUGGACUCCCGGAAGCAUCGAGUGUCGAAAGUCCACAGUCAGAUGACGCAUACGAUCCUGGAAUGAGCGAUCGCCAACUAGCCGUUCUUGACUCAACUGACGAAGAACUCGAUGGCGUUGAAGAUGACGACUACGACAUGACUACCCCAGGACAAAAGCGCAAGACAAAGCCGAAGCAAGCAAAGCCCAGGGAGAAAGCAAAACUGGACGGCGAGGGUGCUGACGGGGAAGAGGACCUUGCGGAUCUCGACGAUGGAAAUGAGGCUCAUUACCAAUCCCGACUCAACAAAUGGGUGAAGGAGCGUAGUGCUGCCCGUCACAGGGCUCGGCAUAGACGUAGCUCCGUUGACGCCUAUCCCCCGCUGGAUGAAGAUGACGAAAAGCCAGAAUGGCAACAAGCUCUUCCACACAUUCCCGACACAAACUUCGAUGGUGGCUUCAAAGUUCCCGGUGAUAUCUAUCCCAACCUUUUCGACUACCAGAAGACUGGAGUUCAUUGGCUUUGGGAGUUGUACAGCCAACAAGUUGGUGGAAUCAUCGGCGAUGAGAUGGGGCUAGGCAAAACUGUUCAAGCAAUCUCCUUCAUCGCCGGACUCCAUUAUUCUGGCAAACUCAACAAGCCAGCGAUUGUUGUGUGUCCUGCCACUGUGAUGAAGCAGUGGGUGACGGAAUUCCACACCUGGUGGCCCGCCCUUCGGGUGUCGAUCCUGCACAGCUCUGGCAGUGGCAUGAUGGAUAUGAAGAGGGAAAGCCAGAUGGAACAGAAUAUGGAGUCACGGUCCUUAUCGAAGAAAAAGCCGCUGACCAAGUCUGAAAAGUCUGCAAAGAGAAUCGUCGACAAGGUCAAGGCUGAUGGGCAUGUUCUGGUGACGACUUACUCCGGUCUUGCGACUUAUGGCCAGUUUCUCAUUCCUACUGAAUGGGAGUACGCCGUUCUGGACGAAGGGCACAAGAUUCGUAACCCGGACUCGCGUGUCACCGUCUACUGCAAGGAAUUACGCACGGCAAACCGCCUCAUUCUCUCCGGUACCCCGAUGCAAAACAACCUCGACGAGCUCUGGUCAUUGUUUGAUUUUGUGUAUCCAAUGCGCCUCGGCACUCUACCAGAAUUCCGCACCUCAUUUGAGGUCCCUAUCAAGCUUGGUGGAUAUGCCAACGCAUCAAACUUCCAAGUUGAAACAGCUAUGAGGUGUGCAGAGGUGUUGAAGGAAACCAUCAGCCCUUACCUCCUGCAACGCUUCAAGGUCGAUGUUGCUGCAGAUUUACCGAAGAAGACAGAACGCGUCCUGUUUUGCCGGUUGACGGUACCCCAGAGGAAGGCUUAUGAAGAAUUUCUUGGGUCGUCAGAGAUGAAUUCAAUUCUUGAUGGCAAAAGACAGGCUCUUUUUGGAAUCGACAUACUGCGCAAGGUCUGCAACCACCCUGACUUGAUCCAUCAUAAAUCGGAGAAGUUCAAAUCCGACCCGAGAUACGGUAGUGGGUCCAAGUCUGGAAAGAUGCAAGUAGUGAAGGAGUUGGUUCAAAUGUGGAAGAGAGAGGGCCACAAGACUCUUCUGUUCGCCCAACACAAGAUAAUGCUCGACAUCCUCGAGAGGUUCAUGAACAAGCUUGGCAACAUCAACUAUUUGCGUAUGGACGGAUCUACCAGCAUCAAAGCCCGCCAAGACCUUGUUGACAAGUUCAACAACGAUCCUGGCCUGGAUGUUUUUCUGCUGACAACCAAAGUUGGAGGUCUUGGUGUCAACCUGACAGGCGCUGAUCGGGUCAUCAUAUAUGAUCCAGACUGGAACCCUUCCACGGACGUGCAGGCUCGAGAGCGAGCGUGGCGUCUCGGACAGAAGCGCGAGGUUGAGAUUUAUCGCCUCAUGACGGCCGGUAGCAUCGAAGAGAAAAUCUAUCAUCGCCAGAUCUUCAAGCAGUUCUUGACGAACAAGAUUCUGAGGGACCCAAAGCAGCGCCAGACGUUUCAUCUUAAGGAUCUGCACGACCUCUUUACGCUCGGUAAUGCUGACGAUGAAACGGAGACCGGAAAUCUCUUUCAGGGUACAGAAACCCGAAUCUCUGGUUCGCCAACAGGGGCUCGUGAGAAGAGCCCGAAGCCGGAUGAAGAGAUGUCGAAGAUCUAUGGAAUCGAACGCGGAGAAGAUUACCGGACAACGGAGACUGGUGCCAAGUCUUCCGGCAAUGGAGAGCAACAAGCUGGUGCUCAGCCUGCAGGCUCAAACAAGGACGAACGCCUGAUGACCACCAUUUUCGCCCGCAGCGGCGUUCAAAGUUCGGUCGAGCAUGAUUCGAUCAUGGGAUCCAACAGCAAAAGGAACAUUGUCGGUCCCGAUCCAGCAGCAAUUUCCAGGAUGGCUCGCGAGAAUGCCGAAAAAGUUGCGCGUGAACUUGCACGCUCGGCGGAGAUUGCUCGAAACACGCCAGCCGGCACAGUGACCUGGACCGGAGAGGCCGGUACCGCCGGCCGUCCACCCACCCCUCCGCCUCGAAGAGAUCGCUUCGCCACGAUGCGAGGAGCCCUCCGCGGCGGCCGCGGCGGCCGUGGAGGUCCGUCAUCUGGCUCCGUACUCUCCCACCUCUCGGUCCGCCAGGGUCGCAAUGCCCCCACCGCCAACAGUGCAGCCCGCCGUGCCGCGCCUGCUACUUCUGCGCGUGGCCGUUCCUCCACUCCACUCAACAACGGCGCAUCUCGCAGCGACUCGGCGUCUUCGUCUCGCGGAGACACUCCGCGGCCCGCGGCGGAUCGCAAAAAGGACUUGGAGGGCACGGAGCUGUUCAAGGCUAUCAGGGACUUCAUGCGCACCCACGAUGGCGUCGUGUACACGGAGAUGAUCAAGCAGCAAUUCCAGUGGCAGGUUGGCGAGGGAAGGGAAAAGGCGGAAGAGUUCAGAGCGAUGUUGAAGAUUCUAGCGAAGCUAGAGAAGCCAAGUGGGGGCGACGGAAGGGGUAGGUGGACGUUGAAGACGGAGUGGAAGUGA
Molecule: messenger RNA, 3834 nt
Organism: Diplodia corticola
Lineage: Eukaryota; Fungi; Ascomycota; Dothideomycetes; Botryosphaeriales; Botryosphaeriaceae
Product: dna repair and recombination protein rad26
Exons: 1
Coding region: 1-3834 (1277 amino acids)
Biological process (GO): transcription-coupled nucleotide-excision repair
Cellular component (GO): nucleus
Molecular function (GO): ATP-dependent chromatin remodeler activity; ATP binding
Source: RefSeq, a predicted model, not a curated record